AUGGGUCAAAAUAGCACUGAAAUCGACCAAAAAUUAGUCAAAUACAUUUAUGACAAUUUCAAGCAUGUUCCAAAAGGUAUUGAAUAUGAGAAGAUGGUUCUGAAUGUACCAUACAAUUGCUUUGAAAAAACGUUACUAGACGCCCGGACACUUUCUCAUGAGCUUGUUGAUGAAUACGGUGACAUCAAAGUUCGUGACUUUGGUAGUUUGGAAGAAUACCACAAGAAACGAGUCGAGCAUCUUCAACUGGUCUUUGGUAAGUGUACAGACAACGUCUUCAUUGAGUAUCCCUUCUAUGUGGACUAUGGAUGUAACAUUGAGUUGGGAGACCGGUUCUACGCCAAUUACGGGGUCACGUUUUUAGAUUGUUCGUUGAUCAAAUUUGGUGACAAUGUCAUGGUGGGUCCACAUACAGUGUUCACCUGUGCUACUCACCCAGCUAACCCCAUAACCAGGCUCGCAGGAGUUGAAUUUGCUAGGCCAAUCAUCGUAGGAAACAAUGUAUGGUUUGGUGCCAACUGUACUAUCUUGCCAGGUGUUACCAUUGGUGAUGGUGCGGUUAUUGGAGCUGGAACCGUGGUUACUAAAGAUGUUCCUGCCAACUCUCUUUGUGUUGGUGUACCUGGUAGGAUUACCAAGACAGGCAUUGAUAAGUUAGAUAUUUGA
This is a messenger RNA of Lizanozyma spartinae, 666 nucleotides long. RefSeq names its product acetyltransferase. Lineage: Eukaryota; Fungi; Ascomycota; Pichiomycetes; Serinales; Debaryomycetaceae. Gene Ontology annotation, molecular function: galactoside O-acetyltransferase activity. The record is from RefSeq and is a predicted model, not a curated record. The transcript has a single exon. Bases 1 to 666 code for a protein of 221 amino acids.